AUGCCUGCUUCACCACGUAAUGUUCGUUUCACAGAGGAUCCCACACAUGAUACACCACAUCAGAGUUUAGCCGAUAGAGCACAGAUGCAGUAUCGUCCCAGAGGGCUAUCACAUUCACUUGACUCCAUGCAUACUUCGACCGUAGAAACCAAAUCCGAGUUUAAAUAUGAGUCAAUUGAAACAGGCCAAUCUACCGCCAAUACCCGUGGUGGUUUCGCCUCACGUAGCACACAACAAUCACUUACACAGCUGGAUGAAGCUACGCUGGAUUUGCUCAAGCUUAGUACUGAGCCUGGGUCAACAACAUCUCGACCCUUAGCUUUCACCUCAUCUAAAAGGAUCAAUCCAGCUGCCGAUUACCUGCCAAAAGCAGCAUCAACAAGCUCGGUCAACCAGGAUGGCGGGCGUUUGCGUGUUGCUAACGUUUAUACUUGGGGCGUCGACUCCGAUCAGGAAGAAGUGCUGGAUGCGAGGCGGAAUGUCCGAGAAACCGAUCCAAAUAGGAUGCGAUUCAGUGGUUUAUCGCCACAAGCGAUUAGACGGAAUGAAAUGCAAGAAGAAAUUGUUACACGGGACGAGUACAUGGAAGAACGACGG
This is a messenger RNA of Cylicostephanus goldi, 597 nucleotides long. The record is from the annotation of a GenBank genome assembly. Lineage: Eukaryota; Metazoa; Nematoda; Chromadorea; Rhabditida; Strongylidae.